Messenger RNA from Lindgomyces ingoldianus, 1158 nucleotides. RefSeq names its product plasma membrane ammonium transporter. Gene Ontology annotation, molecular function: acetate transmembrane transporter activity. The coding region runs from base 111 to 971 and encodes 286 amino acids. The transcript is spliced from 4 exons. Lineage: Eukaryota; Fungi; Ascomycota; Dothideomycetes; Pleosporales; Lindgomycetaceae. The record is from RefSeq and is a predicted model, not a curated record. Gene Ontology annotation, cellular component: plasma membrane.
UGGUCUCUGUGAGAGAAGUCUCGAACUCAAUACGUGAAAGCCAUUAAAUUGAUCUUGGUACCUUGCCUCUUGUGCUUCCCGAUAAAAGAAACUAGGGUUAACGAAGAGUAAUGGCGACGACAACUACAACAGAGGGCCAAGCCGAGACCGUGAAUGGGAUGCAUACUGCAUCGGAUCGGAUUGAGAAAGAGGUUCCGCUUACGCAUGCUGCUACCAAUAUCUCGAUUUCUCCGGAGCUGUUUGAGAAGUUGUAUUUGAAUCCCAAAAUCCCGCAAGCAACGGAGCAUGCGAAUCAAUUUGCCAAUGCUACGCCUCUUGGAUUUCUUGGUUUCGUUAUUUCAACCUUCACGUUUAGUAUGGUGUUAAUGGGUUGGGGAGGAGCCAGUGGGUUACCUGCAGUAGCUGGUAUCUUUUUCUUCACCGGCCCAGUCCUCCUCCUCCUUUCCACAAUCUUCCUCUGGAUCCAAGCGCAAUUCUUCCCAAUGAUGGUAUGCGGCCUAUUCUGCGUCUUUUGGCUCUCCUUUGGCCUCCUCCAACUCCCAACCCUGGGCCUCGCAACAGCAUACUCUGCCACCGGCUCCACCGCUGAAGGCCUCGUCUCAAAGGAAAUGAACGCCGUCAUAGCCCUGUACCUCCUUGUCUGGGGCUUCGCUCUCGGCACCUUCUGGCUCUUUACCAUCCGCAUCAAUGCCGUGUUCGCGGGCAUCUUUGGCUUUGUGACGCUCGGUGCUUGGGUGCUGGCGGGUGCAUAUUUCAAGGUCAGUACGGGUCACUAUAAAGAGGCUCAGAGGCUGCAGAAGGCGGGUGGGGCGUUGUUAUUCAUUGUUGCUGUGCUGGGGUGGUAUAUGAUUUUUGUCAUGAUGGCGGCGGAGAUGAGGUGGACACUUAGUCUGCCUGUGGGUGAUUUGAGUCAUUUCUGGAGGAGGACAGAUGUUGAGCUUGCAGCGAUGGAGAAUGAGAAGAGGGAUUAGGGAAGGAGGGGAGAUGAGUGUCCAAGUGGUGUGUGAGUUCCGGGGAUUGUCGGAACUUGGAAGAGUCAGAUUAAUGUUGUGGGUGAGCACUGUAAUUGGCUAUCCGGAUACCAUAGCCUCGGGCGGCGAAAGUGAGACUUUACCAUGUGGCAAUGGUUCUUCUCUAAUUCGUUCUAGGAUAGUACCG